AUGGAGCUUAUGCAUUUACCAAACGAGCUUCUUGAGCAUAUCGUUGGAUAUACCUUGCCAGAGGGCUUCGAGAGUCUUGCAUUAACUUGCAAGCGCUUUCAUGCUCUAUGUACUGCGUUUCUUGCGUACCACAACAGACUGCGCUGGCAUUUCCAGAAGUUCCACUACUACAAGACAAAAGAGGUGGUGAAGAGCAGACUUGCUAUACUCCAAAUCCCUGACGCAAUCAGCUCAGCGUUCAACUUGAUUGCGAGGAUCGCUGUGGAGCCUGUUGUAGCGCGCUACAUUCAAGAGGCGGAUUUUGUAAAGGACAGUGAAAUAUCGAUGGGCAAACCGCGUCAUUUUGUGACUGACGGAUCUCAUGACGAAGCUAUGAUGCGACUGCUUGCCGGUUCUCCUUACCUAAAACAAGCAGGUUUAGACUGGAAGGAAUACUGGGCUGUAAUUCAGGAAGACCUCAACGAUGGUCGUUAUUCACAACAUGCUGCAGCGUUUACUUUGACUCUGCUUCCGAAUGUCAAGUUUCUCGGCCUGCCUAAGUGGUGGAAGCCACAAGCUGCACCUGAUAAACUUAUCGAUACCAUGAUUUCGAAAGCUCGAAAUAACCCUAGUUGCAGCACCUGCCUUGCUCAAGUCACGAGCUUGGUAGGCCAUGGCUGUGCAGACGGCAGAUUCAAUCUAGAUUGGGCAGCUUCUUUUCUGACCUUGCCACAGGUUCAAUAUUUUGGAGCCACAUGGUGUAAAGGUGGCAGCGAUAGAAAUGCUGCGCUAAAAUACGAAGCGCUUGAAUUGGUUUCUUUUGUUCAUGCUUCCAUUGAUGAGAUUGAAAUUGCGCGUUUUCUUCAGAACACUCCGCGUCUCAAGACGUUCAAGUUUUGGCAUUCAGCGGAAGAUAUUGAUCCUACGCAAGGCUGGGAUCUUUGCCAGUUCGUCACGGUAAUUGAGCACAAAGUCGGAGACCACCUCGUGGACCUUUCUGUACUCCUCGACGACGAGCCUCGUACCACUGUCAGUCCUGGGAGAGCAUCGUUAUGUGGUUUCAAAAGCCUAGAAAGACUUCAACUUCCCCUCGAAAUUGUAUCAUGCAAUCUCAUGGCAGCUGCUUCAGACUUGCCCGAAUCACUCAUCCAGGACCUUAUACCGGCGUCGGUCACACAUCUCUCUUUUGUGUCCUGUGGGACGGAUGAAGAGGCAAAGGCUCUGGCGAUCAUCUUUCAUGACUUUCCCGCUGUGAAGGCUCAGGCACCCUCUCUCAAAGAGAUCCACCUGACAUUGCCUGCAGAGGCAACUGAACUAUAUAGGGAUCACUUUGCCAAGGUUUCCGCGGAGAUCGAAAAGACGGGCGUGGUAUUUAAGGAGGAACAGUGGAUUCAAUCAGUUACUUGGGACGACGAGGAGGACUAG
Messenger RNA from Penicillium daleae, 1404 nucleotides. Its product is annotated as F-box protein. Bases 1 to 1404 code for a protein of 467 amino acids. The record is from RefSeq and is a predicted model, not a curated record. Gene Ontology annotation, molecular function: protein binding. Lineage: Eukaryota; Fungi; Ascomycota; Eurotiomycetes; Eurotiales; Aspergillaceae. The transcript has a single exon.